UAGAGAUCGAGAAUGUCCAGUGAUCUCAUCUUCACAGGACUGCAACUUCACGAAUGUUUCUAAGGGCAACCUGCUCUGGACCUGUUCAUGCAUUAAUCAAACCGUCUUUGUUAAUCGUACUAUCGUGAAAGAGCUUCCAUGCUUACAAAAUGCAUCGUCUUCGGGUUCGAACAUGGUUGAUGCUGUUCGGUAUAUCAACACGACAAUAUAUUUACCAUGUGAUGGAGGGAAGAAAGGCAAUGAAAGCAAUGUUAUCCAUAGCUCUGAUGCAUUUAUCAAUUGUUCGCAACAGACAGAAAUCAUCAAGUACAUCAAUAGAACUAUAGUUGUGCGCGACGUUGUUGAAUCACCUCUCAAUUCUUCAGCAUUGUGUUCAAGAUCGCAACUUUGGGAAAUUUUCAACAACAUGUCUCUCCCAGUAUUGAUAUCUGUCAGCGUGACGCUCCAAUCAACUGUGCAAGCUUUCAACCAGGAUCAGAACACCCUGCUGGAUGCGAUGGCUCACGUUGCUCAAGUGCCCUCCAAGAACAUCGGAGUCGUGAGUGUCAAAGAAAACAAUCGGCGAGCGACAUCCAUCGAAGUGUUGCUGAUGAUCGUCGCCAAGGAUUCUCAAGACGCGUUGAAGAUUUUGCAGCGGCUGACAACUGAAGCGGUGAAUCAAGCGCUGCAGGAUCGAGGACUGCCCGUUGCCGAUGUUCGUAAAGGGUCCUCCGUGUCCACUUCCUCAUCCGUAUCGGCAGCUCCGACAGCACAAGCAGUGUCAAAGGCCUUCUCGCUUCCAUUCCCAGCUGUUGUGACAGGGGUGGUGCUGGGAGGCGUCUUGCUUGCAGUGCUCUGCUUCUUUGGCUUCAGUCACUUGCGGGUCAACAGGAACAAGUCCAGCAGGAUUCAUCCUCGGAUCUCGAUCGUCCACCUUCCACCAGAUGCUGGACCCGCAAACCUGGCUGACUAUGUUCAUCCCUUCCACGGUCAGUCUGCAUCUCCGGGUCAGGCGAACGCGCGGGACAGGGCCUUGUCAAUGUUCCGGAAGAUAUCGCUCACUCCCAGCACGGGCUCUCACAUCGUGAUCGAUAGAGUAGACGAUGGGGAGGAGACUCACCACGCUCACCAGCACCCCUGGUCUAUCCGACACAUACACAAGAGGAAUUCCAUGGCGUCAACCGAUCAGCUGUCGCACGACGUUAAGAACGAGAUUGUGGUUGAGGACCUCGAUGAAUGA
Guillardia theta CCMP2712 is the source of this 1219-nucleotide messenger RNA. RefSeq lists its product as hypothetical. The transcript has 6 exons. The record is from RefSeq and is a predicted model, not a curated record. NCBI's taxonomy places the organism in Eukaryota, Cryptophyceae, Pyrenomonadales, Geminigeraceae. The coding region runs from base 173 to 1219 and encodes 348 amino acids.